Molecule: messenger RNA, 1050 nt
Organism: Ilex paraguariensis (yerba mate)
Lineage: Eukaryota; Viridiplantae; Streptophyta; Magnoliopsida; Aquifoliales; Aquifoliaceae
Source: the annotation of a GenBank genome assembly
AUGGAGGUGAUGACACCCUCACCGGCCGUGGACUUCAACUUCGAUAGUACAUGCACAUCUCCAUACAUAAGCGCUCCAUCAAGCCCUCAAAGCCUCGGCAACUUUUUCUUCAGUGCCCCAACCAGCCCCACCGGCGCCACCGCCUUCUACAGUGAAUUCAAAAACUUCUGUGGCGGCACCACCACCAGCAGUAAUACUCUGUCUGCAAUCCCAUUCAAUUGGGAAGAAAAACCCGGAAUUCCCAAAACUGAAGGGACCGACAAUAUCAACGAUGAAAAGGAUUCAGAUUUUGCAUUUGAUUUCAGUGGACAGCCGGAGAGAACCUCUCUUUCCGCCGAUGAACUCUUCGAUGGCGGCAAGAUCAAGCCUCUGAAACCACCACCAAGGUUGCAAUAUUCUGAUAGUAGAGUUCUUGAUUCUCCGAAGACACCUCGAUCACCCAAGAAAAUGUUCAGAGAAGCUUUUUCCCCGCGACAAAAAAAGAAAGUGUUUGAUCCCUUCACAGCGGCUAUAGAACAAACACGUAGAGAACAAUGUCAAGAGCACUCACAAGAUCAACGCGGAAGAGAAAGAACUCACAAUUCAUUGAACUCUCCAUUAAGUAUCUGUGACGAAUUUUUAGUACGCGAAAACAAUCAAAAGAGCACAAAAAACACCGCUUCUUCUUCUUCAUCAUUUUCGUCUUGCUCUGCAACUUGGUACAAAAAAUGGAAGCUGAAGGACUUUUUGUUAUUCCGGAGUGCUUCAGAGGGUCGACCCACCAACAAAGACACAUUGAAGAAAUUCGCAAUGUUGAAGAAGAAUCACCAUGAAGAUGUGAAGAACUCGAGCUUUAGAUCGACAGAUAGUGUUGAUUCAGGGUCGAGCUCAAGGAGGAGAGCACCGCCAGUGUCGGCUCACGAGUUGCAUUACAAGGUGAACCGGACGGUGUCGGAGGAGAUGAGGAAGAAGACUUUCUUGCCUUACAAGCAAGGCUUGUUGGGUUGCUUGAGGUUCAAUCAUGGUGUUUGUGAGAUUUCCAAGGGGUUUGGUUCUGUGACUCGUGGAUGA